Macrobrachium nipponense is the source of this 1281-nucleotide messenger RNA. RefSeq names its product protein extra-macrochaetae-like. The record is from RefSeq and is a predicted model, not a curated record. Gene Ontology annotation, molecular function: transcription regulator activity; protein dimerization activity. NCBI's taxonomy places the organism in Eukaryota, Metazoa, Arthropoda, Malacostraca, Decapoda, Palaemonidae. The transcript is spliced from 2 exons. Gene Ontology annotation, cellular component: nucleus; cytoplasm. Gene Ontology annotation, biological process: circadian regulation of gene expression; cell differentiation; negative regulation of transcription by RNA polymerase II. The coding region runs from base 118 to 411 and encodes 97 amino acids.
ACCGCUAUCCUCGUAUUCCUUUAGCGCAACUUUGGUGUUAAAGCCGUUCCUGUUAAGCAGCUUUCUGCUAGUGAUCGUUCUGUUAUCUCGUGUAACACUAUUCAACACUAAGUCAAGAUGAGAGUACAACGCUGUGUAUCUCCAGUCCACGCCGUCAUGGGCGUUAUCGAAGGCAAAGUCCACAAGGCACCACCCAAAACUGACGGUGCCGAUGUGCUCAUGUACCUGGAACGCCUUCAGAACUUGGUUCCAAUGUGUCCCAAAGAUCGUCCCGUCACUAAGCUGGAACUCAUCCAGUCUGUCAUCGACUACAUCUACGAUCUGGAGGACGCCCUCGUCUCCAGCGACGACGAGGAAGACGAGGAUCUCACGUCCUCGGAGGAGGAGAUGGAGUGUGUGGAGAGCUCUUGAGUGUCGUGUCCUUCCCGCCCGUUCACCUCCUCCAGGAGGGCACGGAAGGAGGUGAGGUGGUGAGUGUUAGCGUCCUGAAUUCCAUAGGGGCGCCUGGCAGAAGAAAUGGAGUAAACAAUAUGGAAACUUAGGAGAAUCUAAAGACUUACUUGUUUGUCGGGAUUGCACGGAAAGAGAUUGUCUCCAAAAUUGCUGUGACCAACUCGAUAUUAGCCUAGUGCCAUGAUUAUGAAGAUGACCUGUCGCUGCGAGUCGUGGUGACCUGUUGUAUUGACCUGCCCCAGAACCUUCCAACACACCCGAAUUGAAAGGUGAAGCAGAAUUUGGAGAUGCAGAGAAGUUCCUGUUGUACUGGAGUUGGAAAAGACUGAAGAAAUGAGAACUCCACGGGUUCUGCACUUCACAUUUCACUUACUUGACCUGAAUCAUUUAGCAACGUGAUGGUGUUUUUCAAAGUCGUGUAGCAUGUAAAGAAGAAAAUACGUUUUGUAGCUUUGAAAGUGAAAGAUGUAUGGUUGAUGUUAAGGUUUAGACUGAUAUUUUGUGGUAGGAUUCAAGUUUUAGUCUACUUGGUCAGAUCCUGAGAAGGGUGUUGUAAAACUUUAAAGGGUAGAAGUCAAUUGCUAAGGUAUUCUGUGUGGACAUAUAAUAAUAUGCAGAUGAUAUGCAAAUAGAUGCCUAAAAGGUGGCCCCUAUGUGGUAGUCAUUCUAGUAAUGAUGAUACUGUAUGGAUAAAAUAGCUUAUUUAUUCAGAAUGAAAUGCAAAUUAUAAUAUAUUCAAUUAUUUAUUCUGAUUGAAAUGCUAGAAGAUUAAAUGUAUAAAACAUAUAUUUUUGUUAACAGUUACAAAUAAAAGUGUAUUUUUGUAAA